UUUCUGUUAUUGUUUCUUUUCUUUAGAUGGAGUUUAAGGAGUUUUACUCUGCUGUCUUACAAACACUCCUUCAUCCUCUUGGUAAGGUGGAUGGUAUGAAGUUUAACCCAUUGGAACUCGUUGGACAUCUCCAAAGAAUAUUCCAUGUUCCUAAUGCAUCCCACAGUACACUUGUAAAGGAAGAAGUCAACAAACGACCGGAUCGUUUUUUUCUUAGAGUGACUGUAGUGGAGGCUAAGGACAUCAAAGGAAUGGAUCCAAAUGGUAUGAGUGAUCCAUACUGUAUCCUAACUCACUGCAAUAAGGCAUCCAGUAGCAGCCCUUCCCAACAGCGCUCCUCUCCGCAACACUCUCACAACAAGAACCAGGCACGUAGCGAUAGUCUCGACCAGCUCACCAACCACAAGACGCAUUCCCUGCAACAUGCCAACACUCUCCCACAAAGCUCAGGGAACAGUAGCAGUAGAUUCCUAUCUCCUCAGACUUCUGUACCUGAGACCAGCCAUCAUCUUAGUCUCUCCAGGAACAUCCAGAGGAAUAGGAGCUUCAACCGCAAGGACAGACGAAGGAAGUCACUGGAACACCUGGGUGUUGAUGCCAAACAACAGAGUAUCCAGCAAGAUCUACAUGUUCACUCAUUAGCCGUACCUGAUGAAAGGAGACGUAAGGGGUCUGAUUCAUUCCCCGUUUCUCCCAACUUAACCCAUAAUAAUUCCCUGGAAGCUAACUCCCUCUACAGGACGUCAUGUAAGUCGGCAACCUUGCAUCCCGUCUGGAAUGAAACCUUUGACAUUGAGUUGGAUAGAUUAGAUGGUGAGUUGAUCAUAACCAUGUGGGACCUGGAUGAAGAGACAAGUCUUUGGGAUGCAUGCAAGAGUCUAGAAGCAGAACACAAGCUUGCUGGUAUCAAAAACAUCUUUCGUCACAUGAAGCACGGGAUCAACAAAUGCACAGAUGAUUUCCUUGGUCAAGUCACGAUACCCCUGGAUAAGAUAGAGGCUGCUACCAUCACGGAGGAUUGGUAUCGACUCCAGAGAGGUCAUGCUAAGGUCAUGAGUUCACAGGUCACUGGUAAACUCCAUCUCAAGAUGCACUACCUUAGGAUAAAGUCUGAGAACCAUCCAGAGAGAGAUGAGAGAGCGCUUUCAUACUACCACCAGCUUGUAACUGCUGCUCAGAAACAUGAUGCAGGAAAACAUAUUAAGUCAAGACAGGAUAAGGAAAAAACUCCAUGGGAUGGAAGGUUAAGUAGACUGAGCCACCAUGUUCUCAAUCAGUUUGCAGUCCAGAAUGGAAUCAGCAAAUUAUCACAAAACAUCAUGUAUUUGUCAGCUUUACUUGACUUUCAGUUAGAAUUCACUCGCAAAUUGAAAGAAAUAGAGAUGGCACCUCCAGAACUCAUAAUGGAGCCAGUACCUGAGGAAAGUGCCUUUGAUGAGACAGACUCUUCCCCUCCACUCUCUUCUUUGACUCCCAAUAACAACAAUCAAGGCAAUAAGGGUUCUCCAACUGGUAACCUGUCAGAAAAGACGGAUCCACCCAAGGAUGAAAAAACUGUACGGAGAUCGCCCAAUAGGUCAAGCUUGCGAAGGCAAGGUUCAGAGUUUGACUACGGUGAGAAGUUUGUACCUCAGCAGAUGGUGAAUGGUAAACUUGGAGGAUUGGUGAUCAAUGAUCGUUUCGUGAGGGAAGCACUAUAUAAGAUCCAUGCAGAGAUGAUGGCUGAGUCAGCUGUGACUAUCUAUGGCAGUGACCCCAAAGGGUUGGCUACACUAUUUGAGAACAGACCUGAAUGGCUUCGCUUUGAAACUGCCAUUGUUGAAAACUCCAUCAGUAGUUAUAUCUAUGAGUGCUUGGCUAACCUUCCAGAUUGUGAACCAUUCUUCCCUCCGACCAACCUCAUAGGACUGGACAAUGCCAACAAGAACUGCAAAUUACAAUUGCUGCAGAAUCUGCUUUCGAUGUCUAUUUGGCGUGACCAUGACACCCCCGUCCAUCGACUAGUGAUGAAACUGUUAGAGUCAGUUGUACGUAAUGACACAAGGAAGCACAUCCUUACUGACCUUGAUGCCAUUCCUCUCUCACAAGGAUCAUUGAAACCUGGAGAACUUGUUGAUCUGCUUGCAAGAUUUGCUGAACUCCUGUCCCGAUUCACCAUCUACUGUAAGAACCAGAAGGAUUAUAAAAACUUCUUUUCGAGAUUCCAUGUAGAUUUCUUUUCAACAGUCACCAUAGAGAUUGAUCGGCAGGUAACGAAAUAUCUUCAGGAUAUUAUCCUCUUGCGUCUGAACCAAUACCAUGCCCGCUACCGACGGUUUCCUCAGAACAUUGCUGAAGCUAGCAAGGCUGGUCUAGCGCUCUAUAUGGCAGUCAAGAAUCUGGUUUCUGUCCUCAAGAAGAAUGUCGCUGGAAAUGAGAGGCUGCAGUUAGAACAAUAUAGCAUCUGGUUCCAGGUGCCUCUCACCUACUGGUUGGUUACCUUUCAACAUGAGACAUUCAGUCGUGUCCACAAGGCUUUAGAACUUGACAAGGAUGUCAAGUUGGUCCAUGAAGUCGUCAAGUAUUCCAACUCGGCGGUUGAUGUCCAGGCUUGCUUCGCAAAGGUUACUCAAGAAUGGCAGAGCAUAGGAUAUGAAUGUCCUAACAGCCGCUGUAUGGCCAUUACAAAGCUAACUGAUCUGAUAUGUGAAGGAGCUAAACUGUAUGCAUGUAAGAUCCACUGCAUCCUGGAAGCCAAUGGGUUCUAUAAGACAAGUAAAGAUGGUCAAUUUGAUAUCAAGGAUAAGCUAUGCAUCACACUCAACAACAUUGAGCAUGUCCGUGGCUACCUGGACAACCUCCCCACUCUCCUAGAAUGGGAAGCUAACUGCAACCAGCUGGCUGCCCACCACCAGACGGCUGAAGCUGGUAAACUAACCCUCAGUACACUGAGACGCUUGACCCAGAGGGCGUGCCAUGACAUCCAUUACAUGUCUAGUCUCCUUGAGAAGAAGAUUGCUUAUCGUCUUAGUCAGGAGGUCAACAAACAUCUUGACAAAUUUGUCAACCCACAGAAGGGUCAGACCAGCGAAGAGUGUAUGGAGGAGCUUCUAGACUACAUAGAUGAGAACCUAGGUACUCUUUAUAAGCAGCUCCUCCCACAGAUCUUCCCUCGCUUAGUCCAGGAGCUCUGGAAUGCUCUCCUGACCAGCAUAAGGUCCAGGAUCCAAGAUGGUAGACCACCAGGCUAUUACAAGAGGCUACAACAGAGUCUGGACUCCUUGGAGGCCUACUUUCAGAGGCCAGGCAUCGAAUUGACAAGUUCCAAGACCCGGACUGAUGAGUAUCACGCCAUCAUGGAGAAGUUGGAACCUAAUACCAGGUCUACAUUCAGUCUGUUGGCCCUGUACUAUCGGGACCUGGCCCUAGAUAUGGCCACGCCCAUGGCCUACCUGGGCCAUGUCAGUAUCAAGAUGGCUUAUCAUGAGGUACCAGGUGACAUGAGGUCACUAUCGGUCAAAGUGUGUAAUGCAGUGGAUCUACCAGGAGUGAAAAGGAAUGGAUUCAGUGACCCCAAGAUUAUUGUGGAGAUUGCCCCAGAAACAACCUUCAACAAAGUCUUAUCCUUCAAGACAAUGGUCAAAUAUAAGGAACUAAACCCAGUUUACAAUCAAGUCUUUCAAUUUGGUGCGUUGCCUGAAGAGGCUUUUGAGUUGGAUACUGUGAUUCUAUCAGUGACAGUCGUUGAUCACAACACUGUGGUCUGUGAUAGCUUCAUCGGUGAGGCCUUCAUUCCACUUCAUCAGGCAAGGCAGGUGACAGAGAAACAGACAGUGGACCACUGCCCUGCUAUCAUGCUAGCCCUCAAGCGACCCAGGAGACUUAGGGGUCAUGUAGAGAUCCUGAAGAGCAGGAGUAAGUGGGACAAGAGUGCCAAGCAGUUCAUCACCAAGCGAACCUGGGCCAUCAAGCAACAGAGACAAAGAACAGACAAGAAGAUUGUGAAAAGGCAUAGUCACAAUGCCUUCUUCCCAGAGUGAUGUCUUCUAGAUCCUGUAAGGUCAUCAGUGUGACCCCAGCAACUAGUGUCCUAGAAGCAUCCAUGUGUCAAUGAGGAUCUGCUCCUGUUAGCUACUCGUCUGUAAGUCUUCUAGAUCCUGUAGGGCCAUCAGUUUGUUUUUAGUGGCCAGUGUCCUAGAAACAUCCAUUUCCUAUGGAGGACCUGCUCAUCUGAAAGUCUUUUAGAUCCUGUAGGGUCAUCAGCUUGAUUCCAGCAACCCCUGUGUCCUAGAAACAUCCAUUUCCUAUGGAGGACCUGCUCUGUUACCUGCUCAUCUGAAAGUUUUCUAGAUCCUGUAGGGUUAUCAGAUUGAUUCCAGCAAACACAGUGUCCUAGAAACAUCCAUUUCAUAUGGAGGACCUGCUUUGUUACCUGCUCAUCUGAAAGUCUUAGAUCCUGUAGGGUCAUCACUUUGAUCUUAACAACCAGUGUCCUAGAAGCAUCCAUGUAUCUUGGAGGAUCUGCACUGUUUCCUGGUCAUCUAGAAGGUCUACUAGAUUAUGUAGGGUCAUCAGUUAGAUCUUAGCAACCAGUGUCCUAUAAGCAUCCAUGUAUCUUGGAGGAUCUGCACUGUUUCCUGGUCAUCUAGAAGGUCUACUAGAUCUUACAAGUUACCAGGUUUUUCUGGUCAAUUACGAUGUUCUCAAAGCAUCCAGAUAUCAACGAUAUUGUGUUCCAUUUUUUGCCAACUAGAGCCAAGACCCCGCUCAAGGAUCACAAUACUACAAAUGAUUUUCCAUUAGAAAAUAUUAAGAUCUUUUGACUUAUCAUUGACUUUCUGUUCCAGAUACAAAAUAUAUUUCCUAGCCUCAUUGUGCUUCUUUCAAGGAACUUCUCCCGAGGCCAACAUCAAGGGCUUGAGGCCAAGGCAAACAACUACACUAGAUAGAUAUCCUUGGACAAGGCCAAGGCCAUAUAAUUGUAAUUUAGGCCAG
This is a messenger RNA of Lytechinus variegatus (green sea urchin), 4974 nucleotides long. RefSeq names its product BAI1-associated protein 3-like. NCBI's taxonomy places the organism in Eukaryota, Metazoa, Echinodermata, Echinoidea, Temnopleuroida, Toxopneustidae. Bases 27 to 4019 code for a protein of 1330 amino acids. The record is from RefSeq and is a predicted model, not a curated record. The transcript is spliced from 24 exons.